AUGGAGGUUUUGGGACUCCGAGUUCGAGCUUGGGCCCCCAGUUCAAGUUCAGAGUUCGAAAUCAGCCCCGAGUUUGAGUUUGGCCACAAUUUCAGCCCUGAGUUCAAGUUUGGCUCCGAGUUCGAGCUUGGGCCCCGAGUUUAACUUCAGAGUUCGAAAUCAGCCCCGAGUUCAACCGCAAUUUCAGCCCCGAGUUCAAGUUCGGCCCCGAGUUCGAACUUGAGCCCUGAGUUCAAGUUUGGAGUUUGAGAUCAGCCCCAAGUUCAGGUUCGGCCCCAAAUUCAACCCUAAGUUAGGGUUUGGCUCAGAGUUCGAGCUUGGGCCCCAAGUUCAAGAUCAGAGUUCGAAAUCAGCCCCGAGUUCGGCCCCAAUUUCAGCCCCGAGUUCAAGUUCGGCUCCGAGUUCAAGUUCGGAGUUCGAGAUCAGCCCCAAGUUCGAGUUUGGCCCCAAUUUCAGCCCCGAGUUAAAGUUUUAAAGUUUGGCUCCGAGUUCGAACUUGGGACCUGAGUUCAAGUUCAGAGUUCAGUUCCAGCCCUGAGUUCGAGUUCGGCCCCAAAUUUGGCCCCGAUUUCAAGUUGGGAGUUCGAGUUCAACCCCGACUUUGAUCGCAAGUUCACCCCCGAGUUCGAGUUCGGCCCUAAGUUCAAUCUCAAGCUCAUUUAGGCCCCGAGUUCUGAGUUUGAAUUCCACCCCCAGCUUGGAGUUUGAGUUGGAGUUCAGCCCCGACUUCGAGUUUGGAAUUUGAGUUCAGGUUCAAGCCUGAACUUCGAUCCCAAGUUCGGGCCCCGAGUUCAAGAUCAGAGCUUGAGUUGGAUUUCAGCCCCAAGUCAAGAGUUUGGGUCCGAAUUCAAGUUGGAGUUCAGGUCUGAAUUUGAGUUCGGUCCCCACCCGGGUUCAACCCUGAAUUCAGCUCCGAGCCUCGAGAUCCGCCCCGACUUUAGGUUCGAGUUCCGUUUCAGUUCAGUUUGAGCUCAGAGCCGAGUUUGAGUUCAGCCCCAAGUUUGGGUUUGAGUUCUGGUUUGAGUUCAGGUCCGAGUUUGGUCUGAGUUCCGGUUCAGCCCAGAGUUCAGGUCUGAGUUCAGUCCUGAAUUUCAGUUCGACCCCAAGUUCAUUCCCAAAUUCCAUUUCGAGUUCUGGUUCGGCCUCAAGUUCGAGUUCAGGUCUGAGUUCGGCCCCGAGUUCAAGUCUGUCCCACGAAAGAAGGGAAUUCUUGGCCCCGCCCCCUCCCCGAAUUUGAGUUCAGAUCUGAGUUCGGGUUCAAUCCCGAGUUUGGGUUCAGCCCCAAGUUUGGGUUUGAGUUCGGUUUCGGCCCCGAAUUCGAGUUCAGGUCUGAGUUCAAAUUCAGCCCCGAGUUCAAGUUUGGAGUUUGAAUUCAACCCCAACUUCCACCCCCAGUUCAGGUCCCGAGUUCAAGAUCAGAACUUGAAUUUGAAUUCAGCUUUGAGUUAAGAGUUUGGCUGCGAGUUUGGGUCCGAAUUCGAGUUUGAGUUCAGCCCCAAGUUAGGGUUCAAGUUCCUGUUUGAGUUCAGGUUCGAGUUUGGUCCCGAAUUUGAGUUCAACCCCGAGUUUGAGUUCAGCCCAAGUCCGCCAUCUGCCCCGAGUUCAGUUUUGAGCUGAAGUUCGGCCCACAGUUCAGGUCCCAAGUUGAGUUCAGCUCCCAGUUCCAUUUCGGCCCCGAGUUUGAGUUCAGCCCUGAGUUCGGCCCCGAAUUCAGGUCUGAGUUCAAGUUCGGUCCCAAAUUUGAGUUGAGCCCCAAGCUUGGUUCUGAGUUCUGGUUCGGCCCCGAGUUCGGGUUCAAAGUUUGGGUUCGAGUUCAGGUCUGAGUUAGAGUUCGGUCCCGAAUUCGGGUUCAACCCAGAGUUUGAGUUCAGAUCCAAGUUCAGGUCUGAGUUCAAGUUCGGUCCCGAAUUCGGGUUCAACCCCGAGUUCAACCCCAAGCUUGGGUUCGAGUUCCUGUUUGAGUUACGGGUUCGAGUUUCUGUUCGCAGCUCAACCCCGAGUUCGGGUUCGAAUUCAGAUCUGCGUUCCAUUUCGCCCCCCUCCCUCAGCCCCCGAAUUUGGAGUUCAUAUCCCAGUUCAGCUCUGGGUUCUGUUUUGGCUGCGAGUUUGAGUUCAGAUGUGAGUUCGAGUUCGCUACCAAAUUUGGGUUCAACCCUGAGCUCAGGUCUGAACUGGAGUUCAACCCCGAGUUUGAGUUCAGCCCCAAGUUUGGGUUUGAGUUCCCAUUUGAGUUCUGGUUCGGCCCAGAGGUUGAGUUCAGAUUUGAGUUCGGCCCCGAAUUCAGGUCCGAGUUCGGGACUGAGCUCAAGUUCGGCCCCAAGUUCGGUCUGAGUUUGAGUUCAGCCCUGAGUUCAGCCCUCAGUUUGGGUCUGAAUUCUAGUUCAGGUCUGAGUUCGGUCCCAAAUUCAGGUCUGAGUUCGGGACUGAGCUCAAGUUCGGCCCCAAGUUCGGUCCGAGUUUUGAGUUCAGCCCUCAGUUUGGGUCUGAAUUCUAGUUCAGGUCUCAGUUCGGUCCCAAAUUCAGGUCUGAGUUCGGGACUGAGCUCACGUUCGGCCCCAUGUUCGGUCUGAGUUCGAGUUCAGCCCUGAGUUUGGGUCUGAAUUCUAGUUCAGGUCUCAGUUCGGUCCCGAAUUUGGGUUCAACCCCAAGUUUGAGUUCGAGUUCCGCUCCAAGUUCGAGUUCAGUCCUGAAUUCCACCCCGAGUUGGAGUUCCGCUUCAAGUUCAGGUCUGAGCCCGAGUUCCAAGUUCAGCCCCAAGUUUGGCUUCGAGUUCCCAUUCGAGUUCUGCUUUGGCUCAGAGUUUGAGUUCAGUUCUGAGUUCAGGUUCAACCCUGAGUUUGAGUUCAGAUCCGAGGUUGGGUUCGAGUUCCGCGUCAAUUAGGGCCCCACGUUCGAGUUCAACCCCAAUUCAGCCCCAUACAACCCAUAGAACUAUAUACACCCCAAACCCAGCGCCGCGCUACGUUUCCCACCCCAUUCGAGCCCGAGUUCGAAUUGCAGUCUGAGUUCGAAUUGUAGUUCGGGUUCGAUUGUAGUUCGGCUCGUCCCCGAACCCCAUCAGUGCUGGUAGUUGGCGCCCGGGCGCAGGUCCAACAACAUGGCCGCCUUGUGUGCGGGCGCAACUUGAACUUGAACUCGGGGCUGAACUUGAACUCAUCUGAAUUCGGACCUGAACUCGAACCCGGGGCCGAAAUGGAACUCGAACCGGAACUCGCGGCUGAAGUUGUGGCCAGACCUGAACUCAGGGCUGAACUACAAUUCAGACCCAAACUCAGACCUGAACUCGGUGCUGAACUUGGGGCCGAACUACAAUUCAGACCCAAACUCAGAGCUGAACUCGGGGCUGAAUUUGUGCCCGGACCUGAACUCAGGGCUGAACUACAAUUCGGACCUGAACUCAGGGCCGAACUACAAUUCAGAUCCAAACUCACACCUGAACUCGGAGCUGAAUUUGUGCUCACACCUGAACUCAGGGCUGAACUACAAUUCAGAUCCGAACUCGGACCUGAACUCAGGGACGAACUACAAUUCAGACCCAAACUCAGAGCUGAACUUGGGGCUGAAUUUGUGGCUGGACCUGAACUCAGGGCCGAACUACAAUUCAGACCCGAACUCGGACCUGAACUCAGGGCCGAACUACAAUUCAGAUCCAAACUCACACCUGAACUCGGAGCUGAAUUUGUGCCCAGACCUGAACUCAGGGCUGAACUACAAUUCAGAUCCGAACUCGGACCUGAACUCAGGGCCGAACUACAAUUCAGACCCAAACUCAGAGCUGAACUUGGGGCUGAAUUUGUGGCUGGACCUGAACUCAGGGCCGAACUACAAUUCAGACCCGAACUCGGACCUGAACUCAGGGCCGAACUACAAUUCAGAUCCAAACUCACACCUGAACUCGGAGCUGAAUUUGUGCCCAGACCUGAACUCAGGGCUGAACUACAAUUCAGACCUGAACUCAGGUCCGAACUACAAUUCAGACCCAAACUCACACCUGAACUCGGAGCUGAAUUUGUGCCCAGACCUGAACUCAGGGCCGAACUACAAUUCAGACCGAAACUGGGAGCUGAAGUUCGAGUUCAACCCCAAGUUUGAGUUUGAGUUCAGGUCUGAAUUCUGCUCUGAGUUUGACCUCAAGUUCAGGUUCAACCCCGAAUUACAGCUCAACCCCAAUUCAGUUCCGAGUUCCGCUCUGGCCCCGAGUUCGAGUUCAGCCCUAAGUUUGAGUUCUGGUCCCACAUCGGAUCCGGGUUCAAGUUCCGUUUCAACCCCUAAUUCAAGUUCAACCCCAAUUCAGCUCCGGUCCCGGGUUCAAAUCCUUCCCCUUCCCUCCCUCACCCCAUAUCCCCCCAUUCCCCCUAUACAACUAUAUACACCCCGAACCCGGCGCCGCGCUACGUUUCCCGCCCCCAUUCAAACCCAAGUUCAAAUUGUAGUUUGAGUUCGAAUUGUAGUUCGGGUUCGAGUUGCAGUUUGAGUUCAUCCGCCAACCCCAUCAGUGCGCUACAAUUCCCAACCUUUUCAGCCUCAUUGGAACCCGCAACCCGGCGCCGCGCUACGUUUCCCACCCCCAUUCGAACCCGAGUUCGAAUUGUGGCUUGAGUUCGAAUUGUAGUUCGGGUUCGAGUUGCAGUUUGAGCUCGUCCGCCAACCCCAUCAGUGCGCUACAAUUCCCAACCUUUUCAACCUUUCCCAGAACCCGCAACCCGGCGCCGCGCUACGUUUCCCACCCCAUUCAAACCCGAGUUCGAAUUGUAGUUUGAGUUUGAAUUGUAGUUUGAGCUCGUCCGCCAACCCCAUCAGUGCGCUACACUUCCCACCCUCCACAGCCACAUUCAAACCUGCAACCCGGCGCCGCGCUAUGUUUCCCAAUCUUUCCAGAAUCUUUCCCACCCCAUUCGAACUCGGUGCUGCGCUACAGUUCCCAUCCUUUUCACCCUUUCCUAGAACUCGCAACCCGGCGCCGCGCUACGUUUCCCACCCCAUUCAAACCUGGUGCUGCGCUACAAUUCCCACCCUCUCCAGCCACAUUGAACCCUCAACGCAGCGCCGCGCUACAAUUCCCACCCUCUCCAUCCCCAUCCGAACCUGCAACCCGGCGCCGAGCUACGUUUCCCAAUCUUUCCAGAACUUGCAACCCAGCGCCGUGCCACAAUUCCCACCCUCUCCAGCCACAUUCGAACCUGCAACCCGACGCUGCGCUAUGCUUCCCACCCUUCCCGGAACCCGCAACCCGGCGCCAUGCUACGUUUCCGACCCCAUUCGAACCUGGUUGUGCGCUACAAUUCCCAACCUCUCCAGCCUUUCCCAGAACUCGCAACCUGGCGCCGCGCUACGUUUCCCACCCUCUCCUGCCACAUUGAACCCUCAACGCAGCGCCGCGCUACGUUUCCCACCCCCAUUCAAACCCGAGUUCGAAUUGUAG
Podarcis lilfordi (Lilford's wall lizard) is the source of this 5422-nucleotide messenger RNA. Lineage: Eukaryota; Metazoa; Chordata; Lepidosauria; Squamata; Lacertidae. The record is from the annotation of a GenBank genome assembly.